UGUGUUCUCAGUUCCCCAACUUCCUAUUCCUUCUGAGAGAGAGAGAGAGAGAGUCGUCUUUGCUGUGGAGAUUCAAGGUUCUGAUAAUGGCUUCAAGACCCAUCGUUCAACACCAAAACAGAGGAGGUGAGGCAGUUGCAGGAGGUGGUAAGAAGAAGACCAUGGAAGCCGACGGGAGAAACCGCCGUGCACUAGGUGACAUUGGUAACCUUGUUACUGUCCGAGGAAUUGACACAAAGCAGAUCACUCGCCCGGUUACAAGGAGUUUCUGCGCACAAUUACUUGCCAACGCACAAGCCGCAGCAGCAGCAGAAAACAACAAGAAAGCAGUCCAAGUCAAUGUGGUUGAUGGAGCGGCUGCAGUGGGUAAAGAAGCUAUUCUGUUGCCAAAGGCAGCUCAGAGGAAAGUUACUGUCAAACCAAAGCCUGAGCCAGUGACUGAGAUUAGUCCUGAAGAUGAGGAGGUCAAGAAGGAGGAGAAGCCAGUGAUCAGGAAAAAGGCUGGACAAGAAGGGUCAUCAAGAAAGAAGUCCCAAACCCUCACUUCAGUCCUCACUGCCCGAAGCAAGGCUGCUUGUGGCCUGACUGACAAGCCAAAGCCAAAGGAGCAGAUUGUGGACAUCGACGCUGCAGAUAUCGAUAACGAGUUGGCAGUUGUUGAAUACGUCGAAGAUAUAUACAAGUUCUACAAGCAGGUCGAGAAUGAGAGCAGAGUUCACGACUACAUGGACUCGCAGCCUGAGAUAAAUGAGAAGAUGAGAGCAAUCCUGGUGGAUUGGUUGAUCGAAGUUCACAACAAAUUUGAACUCAUGCCAGAGACUCUAUACCUCACUAUCAACAUUGUUGAUCGCUACCUCGCUUCAAAGUCGGUGUUGAGGAGGGAACUGCAAUUAGUAGGCAUCAGUGCCAUGCUCAUGGCCUCCAAAUAUGAAGAAAUCUGGGCCCCAGAGGUCAAUGACUUUGUGUGCAUCUCAGACAGGGCUUAUACAAAUGAGCAAGUGCUGAUUACCGAGAAACGCAUACUGGGAGAGCUCGAAUGGAGCUUAACAGUUCCUACACCUUAUGUUUUCCUCGCGCGCUUCAUCAAAGCCGCUGUUGCUGAUCAGCAUAUGGAGAACAUGGUGUAUUUUCUGGCUGAGCUAGGGAUAAUGAAUUAUGCCACCAUUAUAUACUGUCCAUCAAUGCUUGCUGCCUCAGCAGUCUACACUGCCCGUUGCACCCUCAACAAAAGCCCUGCUUGGAACGACACACUAAAACUGCACACUGGUUUCUCAGAGACACAGCUUAUGGAUUGUGCUAAACUACUGGUUAGCUUCCACUUGGUGGCCGCAGAAAACAAGCUGAAGGUGAUCUAUAGGAAAUACUCCAAUCCCGAGAGAGGCGCCGUUGCCCUGCUCCCACCGGCCAAAAGUCUAUUGGCUGUUGCUACAUCAUGACUAACAACAACAUUAAGCAAUUACUGUGUCUUGGAUUUUGCUUCUGAUAACAGUUGUGGAGCAAUUUUUUUUUUAAAUUUUUUUUCUUUAAUUUUAAAUUUGUAGUAUUUUUGCUACAGAAAACUUGAGUACUAAUUCAAUUCAUUUUAUUCAAUUACUAGAGUAUUUUUA
Molecule: messenger RNA, 1607 nt
Organism: Camellia sinensis
Lineage: Eukaryota; Viridiplantae; Streptophyta; Magnoliopsida; Ericales; Theaceae
Product: G2/mitotic-specific cyclin S13-7
Biological process (GO): mitotic cell cycle phase transition
Molecular function (GO): cyclin-dependent protein serine/threonine kinase regulator activity
Source: RefSeq, a predicted model, not a curated record